CCAGUAGCUCUUCAACAGAGGCAGUUAUAGCGAGGACUGGACUAUGUGGUGAUCAUUGUUACUUACGUUGAUAAGCGGAUUUCAAUUUCCCAAUGAAUCAAAAUGGCAGAUGUUAUCCAGGCAACAUGCUUACUCAUCUUUACACUUCUCCUUCAUCAGGCGGAACAAAAAGUGUUCCUCUCUUCUGAAAAUGCAAAUAAGGUCAUACAUCGAUCCAAGCGUGCUAACUUCAUACUGCUUGAGGAAAUCCGAAAAGGGGACUUGGAAAGAGAGUGUCUUGAGGAACUUUGCUCGUAUGAAGAGGCAAGAGAAACAUUUGAGGACAAAGAGAAAACUGAUAGGUUUUGGAAGACUUAUCAUGGUGGUAGACAAUGCACCUCAUGCCCUUGUUUAAAUAAAGGUGAAUGCACAGACACAAUUCGGAGUUAUACAUGCAGUUGCCCAGAAGGAUAUUAUGGUCGCAAUUGUGAAUUUGCAAACAACGAGUGUCACCCAAAUAUGAAUGAUGGAUGUCAACACUUCUGCCACCCCAACUAUGGAUUUCACUCUUUCUUUUGUUCUUGUGCUGAAGGGUAUACUCUUGGUGGAGAUGAAAGGUCAUGUAAUCCUACAGGCAAGUUUACUAAUUACAGCAAUGGCACAACAAAGUCACCUUCUAAUGCCCCUGGCAGGAGACUGGUGGACAAUUAUGUUGGAUCAUGGAACUUGUGUUUGCACCUUUCAUUGGCAGAUCCCUAUGCAUGUGGCCAAGCGGUAGACAAUGAAGAUUACGUGGAAAAUGAACAUCUUCCAAACAACCGGACGCGUAUUUUUCCAUGGGAGGUCAUACUCCUAAAUUCAGACUCAGAUCAGUUUUGCAGCGGAAUAAUUCUUAAACCAUCUUUGAUAUUGACAACUGCGAAGUGCAGCAAUCUACACAACCCUAUUUACGUCUUUGCAGGCACACAAAAAGGGGCAUUUGAAAAAGGAAAACAGAUCAUCAAGGUGAAGGAUCAUUCAAUACAUAUGCGCUAUUUGGAGAAGACUGGAGACAACGACAUUGCACUGCUGAAGCUACAAAGCAAUAUUGAAUUCGAUAACUAUACCCUCCCUAUUUGUAUUCCUCAGAAAGACUUUGCAGAGAACGUGCUGAUUCAUAGUAACAACAGUAUAGUUAGUGGCUGGACACAAGGCUCUGAUUUAGACUUGGCUCCUUUCGAGUUCCCAGCAACAUACUCUGAGAAAGAAAACUGUGAGUCUGCUUUAAACGUCACACAGACUAACAGAAUGUUUUGCGGUGUUUCACAAAAUGUUGUUGACUCUCCUAUGGUCGACGGUAGCUAUUUUGCUGUGGAGCACAAAGGUACGUGGUUCCUUACAGGAAUUAUGGGAUCAAAGAAUUCAGCACUCUCCAACCAGAAUGUGUUUUCAUUUACUAAAAUAUCCAGAUACAUCAUGUGGUUGAAACAGACAGAAGGCCAGUUUCACUAGAGCCCAUUUGUUACCACUGCAUUUUUGGUGACAUUCUGUUAAUAUAGGCUUUUGUAAAGGGACACAAACUAUGGCGUUCCAGUAGGUAUAUAGACAAAAUUAUUGGGACACCUGACCAUUACACCAACAGGAACUUUUAUGACCGCAUUUUAAAUACAUAGACAUUAAUAUGUAGUUGGUCCCCU
Spea bombifrons (plains spadefoot toad) is the source of this 1655-nucleotide messenger RNA. It is a transcript of the gene PROZ, whose product is annotated as protein Z, vitamin K dependent plasma glycoprotein. Gene Ontology annotation, biological process: proteolysis; blood coagulation. Gene Ontology annotation, molecular function: calcium ion binding; serine-type endopeptidase activity. Bases 103 to 1470 code for a protein of 455 amino acids. NCBI's taxonomy places the organism in Eukaryota, Metazoa, Chordata, Amphibia, Anura, Pelobatidae. The record is from RefSeq and is a predicted model, not a curated record. The transcript has 9 exons. Gene Ontology annotation, cellular component: extracellular region.